Molecule: messenger RNA, 4955 nt
Organism: Scatophagus argus
Lineage: Eukaryota; Metazoa; Chordata; Actinopteri; Scatophagidae
Gene: pigo
Product: phosphatidylinositol glycan anchor biosynthesis, class O
Exons: 11
Coding region: 199-3474 (1091 amino acids)
Biological process (GO): GPI anchor biosynthetic process
Cellular component (GO): endoplasmic reticulum membrane
Molecular function (GO): mannose-ethanolamine phosphotransferase activity
Source: RefSeq, a predicted model, not a curated record
CUUCCGCCUUGUUGCACGUACGCUGAAGUUCCUAGCCGUCACCAGCCAUCUAAUCUCGUUGUACCGGUGUCCCAAUGAAGGUGAGCGUGGUGUCGCGUCGUUCUCUGUUUACCUGAGACACCUGUGCCUGUGUUGUUAACGCACACAUUCACGUCCGCCCUCCGGCCGAGAGAGGACGAAUACCAGACUGCUACAAGGAUGAAGGGGCUCCCGGUGCUGUCCCUGCUCCUUUGGAUGUGUGCGGUUUACUUUGUGGGCAUCUACCUGUUUGUGGGUGGAUUCCUGUUAGUGAGGCUGGAAGUGAACAGGACCAGCACCUGCGGAGACGUGUUGCAGCCCGGAGAGGAGUCAGUGGACUUCUGCCGCGCCCAGCCGCGGUUCCGCAGGGCCGUGCUCCUCAUCAUUGACGCGCUAAAGAUUGACUUCGCCCGGUUCGACCCCAACAACACGGCGCCCCGACCUUAUGAGAACAAGCUGCCCGUGCUGGAGGAGACGGUCUCAUUCAGGCCUUCUCACAGCCGCCUGUACCCUUUUCGUGCUGACCCACCCACGACCACCAUGCAGAGGAUCAAGGGGUUCACCACUGGCUCCUUACCUACUUUUGUGGAUGUAGGUAAUAAUUUUGCAUCCAGUGCCAUUUUAGAGGACAACCUCAUCCACCAGUUUGGACAAGUGGGCAAGAGAGUGGUGUUCAUGGGUGACGACACUUGGGAGAGUCUUUUUCCUAAGAGGUUCCACCGCUCUCUGCCUUUCCCUUCUUUUAAUGUCAAGGAUCUACACACUGUGGACAAUGGGAUCCUCCAGCACCUCUACACUACCAUGGUUGGGGAUGACUGGGAUGUUCUGGUGGCUCAUUUCCUUGGAGUGGAUCACUGUGGUCACAGGUUUGGUCCCGACCACCCGGCCAUGGCCGACAAGCUCACCCAGAUGGAUGGAGUCAUCAGAUCCGUGAUGGACCGUUUGGAGAAUGACACCCUCUUGGUGGUGAUGGGAGAUCAUGGGAUGACGGACACCGGAGAUCAUGGUGGAGAAAGUCAGAAGGAGACCGAUGCGGCUAUCUUCCUCUACAGUCCAUCCCCUCUGUUUCCGACGCCACUCUCUCAGAGUGAACCGGAUGUGGUGCCUCAGACAGACCUGGUGCCCACCCUGGCUCUGCUGCUGGGAGUUCCCAUCCCCUACAGCAACGUGGGCCAGGUCCUCUUGCCUUUAUUCCCCUCUCAUAGGCAGUCGGGAGGCGCAGUUGGAGGUCUCAGCCAGCUGGAGGCACUAUGGAUCAAUGCAAAACAGGUCAACCGUUUCCUAGAGACUUACUCUGGCAUGGCCAAAGACAUCCCACCAGAGAGCCUGUCUCAAUUGAAGGCUGAAUUUUCCCACCUCUCCACUGAGUACCUCACCGCAGUUAAAGAGGGUCGGUCACCCUCUCCACAGCUGGCAGCCUCCCUGCAGGCCUACCUCACCUCUGUCAGAAACACCUGCCGAGCCACGUGGGCUCGAUUCAACCCACUCAAAAUGGCAGCAGGUCUAGCCAUCCUAGCAUUUGCCUGCCUAACGUGUUUCAUUCUCUCUGAGCUGUCCCUUGUGCUGAUCAGGGAAGGUGGUCCUGGACUGAAAGCCUCAGUUGUUGUGGCACUAACAGCGGGGGGUUGCGUGGCUGCUGGUCAGCUACUCGCACAGGGCUAUGUAGAGGUAGCAUGGUGCCUGGCAGCAGCUGCUCUCAGCUCUGAACUUCUUUUCCUCUGGAGGGCUCAUCAGUCUAGAACUGUUACUGUGGCAAAGAAUGGAUUUAAAGCCCCAAAGCGCGUCAGCUGGCUGGCCCCACGUCGCCUCUUCGUCCCCCCUCUCUUGGUGUCGCUGCUCCGUUGUGCCUCCCUGCUAUCGGAUAGCUAUGUGAUCGCAGAAGGCCGUGCGGUGACCUUUCUGGUGCUCUCUCUGGCUCUCUACAUUCCUAUCCAUCUCAACUGGGAUGGCCUGCUCCUGCCCCCCAGCCAUGACCCUUUUAAGGCUGCAGGGCUCCUGCCUUCUGCAGCUUUGUCCCCAUCGACUGUGAGGAAAGAAAGCUGCACACUUGUAACCUGCUUAGGGCUCCUUGUUGGCAGCCUGUACUUCUCCCUCUCCUUCCAUGGCUGUCGGGAAGAACAAGGCUCCUGCCAGCCGUCCCCGUUCCUCUCCCCUCUUUCCCGGUUACAAGACAACCAGUUGAAGAACCUCCACUACAUCCUCUCUGUCUGCUCCCUGGGCUUGUGGACAUAUCUGCUGAGACGCUGCCUCCGCCACUAUGGUAAUCUGAACUCCUCAGGAGGGACGGUGUUCACAGCCCGCUGGAUACUGCCACUGCUGUCCAUGUGCCUGGGGCUCCACUGGGCUGUUAGUGCAACUCCAGAGGACAGUUUUAGGAAUCUGGCUGAGCUGAUCAGCCUGGCCCAGAUAGCCCUCCCCAGGGCUGCCUUCUUUCUCCUAGGAUUGGGGCUGCUGCUGAUCUGGCUAGACCCUCUCACUGUGUUUGUGAAGACCAGGGCUGCAGCUACAGCCAGAGGUUCAUCCCUGCCCCCUCCCCGCUACCGAGCGAGCACUGGCAUCAGCCCCCAAGCCGAGUUGCACCACCUCAUCCCCCAGAUCUACCAGCGCAUGCGUCGUUCCUUGGAUGAUGGAGAGCUGAGCAGAGGCAGUGAGGUGGCCAGUGGGCCCGCUGUGGAGGCCUAUGGAUUGGGAACUGUGUACUCUGCCCCUUUGCUGCUGUUUUGUGGCCUGCUGGGAAUUGGUCUGCUGCUGUUGCACCCAGAGGGCAUGGCGCUGUCUUUCCUCCUGCUGCUGCUUGAAAUGGGAGCUCUGUUGCACAUUCAUGCCUCCUCCACUACCCUCAGUGGCCUGCAUGGAGCAUUUACUGCUGACUUUAAUGUGCCCUGGACUCCAGUGGUGCUGUGGUCUCUGGCUGCCACACAGUUCUUCCAUGCCACAGGUCACCUCCCCACCUUCCCUUCCAUCCAGUGGGGCGCUGCCUUCGUGGGAUUCCCUGAUGGACACACAGGCACCAUCCUGCCUGCCUCACUGGUCACCCUCAACACUUUUGCCUCACACAUCUUGUUCGCAGUGGGUUGUCCUCUGCUGCUGUUCUGGCCUCUGGUGUGUGAAGUACGCGGCAGCAGGGGAGGAAAAGCUUGUGGGGAUGAAGGAGAGGACGCUGUGAUGGAGAUGAGACUGAGGGAAAACCCCCAGCAGUUCAGCUCUGCCCUUCUGCAACUCUCAGCACGCUACCUCUUUAUUCUUGGGGCACAGGUCUUCGCUUCAGUCUGUGCAGCUGCUAUUCUCAGGAGACACCUAAUGGUGUGGAAGGUUUUUGCACCCAAGUUAAUGUUCGAGGCCUCAGGGUUCCUGGUGAGCAGCGUGUCACUGCUGAUCGGGGUCACACUGGUUCUGAGAGUAGACAUGGCUGUGGGCAGCUGGUUUAAGAGACUCGUUCCUGAUGCAUCCAGGUAGCGGCGGCGCUGCUGCUGCUGCUACUGCUUCUGCUUUACCACAGAUGCCCACCAGGGCUCACUGUGCUACACAGAAAAUGGACACGGUGGUCACUGAAAAGUUUUUAUAUGAACUCACAAAGAAACAUUGUUAUCUGUGUCUAGCAUAAAGAUCCCCACAAGCAUGUCCUGUGAGGUUACCUCUCUACGGUAACUCUUUUUAGGGCCAUGUUGUGCAUUGCGACACUGAGGCCCAUGUCAUUUUCAGCCAGAGGGACUUCAGGGACCGACCGGACUCUGAGUAUCUGGAGUUACUUUUUACAAUGAUGAGAUAGCAAAGUUGAAGGAUUUUGGGGUUCAAGAGAAAACACCAGUGUCUGAAUGUUUCUCCUAAUCUCCUGUUUUCUAACUUAGGAUGUAUGUAUGGAUAAAGCCCUCCAAGCAGUCAUGCAAGUGGUUUGUAGUGGAGCAGUCAGAAAUCUUCUCUUAAAACACACAGUAAACUGUUUACACUGGCUACAUGACUGUCACAGCUGGCCAGGAACUGCAGCAUUCGUGUAUGUGCGCAGCAAAGUGGUUGAUUUAACAGUUAAAUGUUAUGAGGAAAGAAAAAGAAACAUAAAAGAAAACCCUGACUGUGAAAUGUACAUUUCAGCCAUUUAGCUGAUCCUUUACAACAGUGAUUUACAAUCUGUGACCCUUCAGCUACAGCAUGACCACUUUAAAGCCAGUCUGCCACCUGAGGUCCAGAGCUGCUUCAUGAUAAACUCUGAAACAGGUCUACUCUGUUUGGUGAAAUCCAUCCAAGUGCAUUACAGCAUGUCUGUCAUCUGUGUGUCUGCUGGAGGAACUUUUCCUGUUUUUGUAUCUUUUAUAUUUUCAAAGUGUUGAAAUAACCAGCCAAUCUGGUUACUGCCAACUCAUAUUAGUACUACCAUUCUGGGUAUUUAAUCUGUCAUGCUCUUUUUGUUUUAUGGGUUCUGAUUCCUAACUCCAAUGAUUUAUAAUCCAGAUUGUUUUAAUCGCUGAUGAUUCUUUUCUUCUUUUUUUUUUAAAUCAUAAAUGAAACUUUUGUCUUAAUUAGGCCUUGAAUGCACCCCGUUUCCAGAUUAGGUGCCUAGCUUUAAGUAAUGCCUUUUUUAUGUCAUUCAGUUGACAGCAGGACAUCCAGAAACACUGUUGGUUAAUUUAUUCGUACAGGACGUCUGAGUCAGUGUUCGGUGUAAGAUCUGUUACUGUUCUGCAGCUGUAGUCAGCAGCUGAAGCUCAUUAGCUAAUGCAUGAUAACGAAGUUGUUGAGCUCAGGUUGAAUUAGCUACAGUGCAAUGGUACUGCAUUUCUCAGGCUGACUGGUCAUUUACAGCAGCUCGUGAUGGUUUGGCUAGGUUGUAUGAUGACUGGACGCUUUUUUUUUCUGUUCUAAAACGUUUAAUAUAUAAAUAACUGAUUAAUUAUGCUGAUUUUUACAUUCUGAUGAAUAAUAAAACUUUUUUUUACAUAACA